Messenger RNA from Drosophila bipectinata, 3948 nucleotides. Its product is annotated as probable multidrug resistance-associated protein lethal(2)03659. Gene Ontology annotation, biological process: transmembrane transport. Lineage: Eukaryota; Metazoa; Arthropoda; Insecta; Diptera; Drosophilidae. Gene Ontology annotation, cellular component: membrane. The record is from RefSeq and is a predicted model, not a curated record. Gene Ontology annotation, molecular function: ATP binding; ATP hydrolysis activity; ABC-type transporter activity.
AUUUUACCUUCAUGUUUGGAAAGCCUUCAACUAAAACCUAUGCUAACAAUUGUAAACAAUAAUUUAAUAAUAAUAUUAUUUACAAACAGCUUCGCGUUGCCCGUCCUUUUCAAAGGAAGACAGAAGACUUUACAACCCACAGACCUAUAUCAGGCCUUAAAAGGACAUAAGGCUGAAACCUUGGGCGAUAUAUUCUUUGAGACUUGGCAGGCAGAGGUUAAGUCCUGCAAGGAUAAACCCAAAAAGGAGCCAAGCAUUAUAAAGGUUAUACUGAAGGUAUUCGGAUGGCGUCUUUUUAUAUCUGGAGUUUUGAUCGGUAUAUUGGAAUUGGGAACAAAAGCUACUUUACCUCUAAUUUUGGGAGCUUUGAUAUCCGAAUUCACUGCCAAUGGAAAUGGCGAUGGAACAAUGGCUCAAAUCUAUGGGAUUACUUUGGUAUUGGCCUUCCUGCUUGGUGUGGUUUUCCUUCAUCCGUUUAUGAUGGGAAUGAUGCAUCUGGCCAUGAAAAUGCGAGUGGCAGUGAGCACUGCCAUCUACAGGAAAGCCCUCCGUUUGAGUCGAACUGCCUUGGGAGACACAACCACGGGCCAGGUGGUUAACCUUAUUUCCAAUGAUCUGGGCCGAUUCGAUCGGGCUCUUAUACACUUUCACUUCUUGUGGCUGGGACCACUGGAGCUACUGAUAUCCUCAUAUUUUCUUUACCAACAAAUUGGCGUAGCUUCCCUUUACGGGAUUGGAAUACUAUUACUGUAUCUGCCCUUCCAAACAUACCUCAGCCGGCUUACCUCAAAGCUAAGAUUACAAACCGCCCUGAGAACCGAUCAGAGGGUAAGGAUGAUGAACGAGAUUAUAUCCGGAAUACAGGUGAUUAAAAUGUACACCUGGGAGAAGCCAUUUGGCAAGGUCAUAGAGCAACUGCGACGCAGCGAAAUGAGCACCAUUCGGAAGGUGAACUACAUUCGAGGGACUCUGCUCUCGUUUGAAAUAACUCUGGGCAGGAUCGCCAUAUUCGUUAGUCUUCUGGGCUUCGUCCUGAUGGGCGGCGAGCUGACUGCCGAGAAGGCUUUCUCCGUGACAGCCUUCUACAACAUCCUGCGACGUACGGUGAGCAAGUUCUUUCCCAGUGGAAUGUCCCAGUUUGCCGAAAUGCUAGUAACCCUAAGAAGAAUCCAAGCAUUCAUGAUGCGAGAUGAAUCAGGAGUCCGGGCAGUGGCCGACAAAAAGGAUAUAUCAGCUAAGGAAUCUCUGGUGGAACUAAAAUCUUUCCGAGCCCACUGGAGUCACGAACAUGCAGAACCGGUCUUGGAUAAUAUAAACAUCACUCUUAAGCCCCCUCAAUUGGUGGCUGUCAUUGGGCCUGUGGGCUCCGGGAAGUCAAGCCUGAUCCAGGCUAUUCUAGGAGAGCUUCCGCCUGAAAUGGGAAGUGUUAAGCUGGAGGGUAGCUUGUCCUAUGCCUCCCAGGAACCCUGGCUGUUCAAUGCCUCCAUUCGGGACAACAUCCUGUUUGGCCUGCCCAUGGACAAGCACCGCUAUCGCAGUGUCAUAAGAAAGUGUGCCCUGGAGAGGGAUCUAGAACUGCUCCAGGGUGAUCACACACUGGUGGGCGAACGUGGAGCAGGACUAUCCGGUGGCCAAAGAGCCAGGAUCAGCCUGGCCAGAGCCGUCUACAGGCAGGCGGAUAUAUAUCUGCUCGACGAUCCUUUGAGCGCCGUGGACACCCAUGUGGGACGACACUUGUUCGAGGAGUGCAUGCGAGGCUAUCUCAGGGACAAGCUGGUCAUCCUGGUUACCCAUCAACUGCAGUUCCUUGAGCAUGCAGAUCUCAUAGUGAUUAUGGACAAGGGACGUAUAACAGCCAUCGGUAGCUACGAAGAAAUGCUGAAAAGUGGCCAGGAUUUUGCUCAGCUCCUGGCCCAGCAGACCCAAGAAGAGAAAGAUGCUUCCGAGGACGAUGAUAAGUCAGUCAACGACAGCAAAUCCAAUUACUCGCGUCAGAGUAGUCGGCAGAGCAGGAACAGUGUCUCUUCUGUGGACUCUGGCCAGGACUCUGUUAUGGAGGAAACCAAUCAGCCCCUCCAGGAAACACGUUCCAACGAAAAAAUUGGCCUCGGCAUGUAUAAAAAGUAUUUCGCCGCUGGAUCAGGUUGGUUUCUCUUCGUCUUGGUUGUUUUCUUCUGUCUUGGCACUCAGAUUCUUGCAUCUGGUGGGGAUUACUUUGUUUCCUAUUGGGUCAAGAACAACGACUCCUCAACCGUCCUGGACAUCUACAUAUUUACGGGAAUCAAUGUUGCCCUGGUGAUCUUCGCCCUCAUCCGGACCGUCUUGUUCUUCAGCAUGGCGAUGCACUCUUCCACGCAGUUGCAUAACUCCAUGUUCCAGGGAGUUUCCCGCACAGCUCUGUACUUUUUCCACUCGAAUCCCUCGGGCAGAAUACUCAAUCGAUUCGCCAUGGACCUGGGGCAAGUGGACGAAGUCCUGCCCGCCGUGCUGCUCGAUUGUGUGCAGAUAUUCCUGACAAUCAGUGGUGUUAUCUGCGUGCUUUGCAUUACCAAUCCCUGGUAUUUGGUGAACACGCUCACGAUGUUCGUGGCCUUCCACUUUCUGAGAAAGUUCUACCUGAGCACUUCGCGGGAUGUAAAGAGAUUGGAGGCGGUGGCCAGAUCACCGAUGUACUCGCAUUUUAGUGCCACCUUGAACGGGCUGCCCACUAUCCGGGCACUGGGCGCCCAGGAGCUGCUGACCAAGGAGUAUGACAACUACCAGGACCUUCACAGCUCGGGAUACUACACAUUCCUGUCCACCAGUCGGGCCUUUGGCUACUACCUGGAUCUGUUCUGUGUGGCCUAUGUGGUAUCGGUGACUAUAACCAGUUACUUUAAUCCUCCGCUGGACAAUCCCGGCCAAAUUGGACUGGCCAUCACCCAGGCAAUGUCCAUGACCGGUACUGUCCAGUGGGGCAUGAGACAAUCGGCUGAGCUGGAGAACUCCAUGACGUCGGUGGAAAGGGUCAUGGAGUACAGGAAUCUCAAGUCCGAAGGUGAGUUUGAGUCUCCAAAGGAAAAGCAGCCCCCUAAGAAUUGGCCACAGCAAGGUCAAAUAAAAGCCGAACACCUAAGUUUAAGAUACAAUCCCGAUCCCAAAACCGACAACGUCCUAAAAUCUUUGAAGUUCGUAAUCCAACCGAGAGAGAAAAUAGGCAUUGUGGGUAGAACAGGAGCUGGAAAGUCGUCGCUCAUCAACGCCCUAUUCAGGCUGUCCUACAAUGAUGGAUCCUUAGUGAUUGAUAACCAGGAUAUCGGACAAAUGGGUUUGCACGAUCUGAGGAGUAAGAUAUCGAUAAUUCCACAGGAACCUGUGCUUUUUUCGGGAACUAUGCGAUACAACUUGGAUCCCUUCGAUCAAUAUUCGGAUGCCAAGUUGUGGGAGGCAUUGGAAGAGGUGCAUUUGAAAGAAGAGGUCGCUGAGCUGCCAACUGGUCUGGAGAGUCUGGUUGCCGAAGGAGGUGGCAAUUACAGCGUCGGCCAGAGGCAGUUGGUCUGCCUGGCGAGGGCCAUUCUCCGUGAAAACCGCAUCCUGGUGAUGGACGAGGCCACGGCCAAUGUGGACCCCCAAACGGAUGCCCUGAUUCAGUCCACCAUCCGCAGGAAGUUCAAGGAUUGCACUGUCCUGACCAUAGCUCAUCGAUUGAACACGAUCAUCGACUCGGACAAGGUCAUGGUUUUGGAUGCUGGCAACCUCGUAGAGUUCGGCUCACCCUACGAACUUUUGACCCAAUCAACACGAAGAGUCUUCUAUAGUAUGGUUAUCGAAACGGGUCGAUCCGGCUUCGAUCAUCUUUUCAGAGCGGCUCUACAGGUUCAUGAAAGUAAACUGCGCAACAAGUCGGAAUAAUUUAACCAAAGUAACACCCAAAUAUUUAUUAUUUUAUUAAAUAAAAUAAAUUGAUUA